UUAAUCAAUGCACUAUGCCUUCAUCAUCUUAAAAUAGUCUUAAUUUGUUUCAAUAUUGACUGCGCAUCAUAUCUAAGCUAUACCACUUGAUGUGUCUGGGUAUCAAGUUGCACAGUGCAUGUAUGCCAACAUGAUACCUUUGAAGGUAUUUCAAUUGCACGCUCAGGUUUCAUUAACACCAGUUGUGAGUUUCUUACAGGCACACGCACAACACAGGUACAGGUACAAAAUGGCCAUUGAUCCUGUUGCCAUAGUGACCUGACUGACCUACAGGAGGGUUUCAGUUUCCCACAACUGAAGACAGCAGAUAACUCCCAGUAUAUAUGUGCACAUGAAGACUUUUCGUGGUGGAAAGGUAAUGAUAAUAUUUUGACAGCAAGAUCAGACUCAGAGAGACGCAAGUCUGGUAGAGGUAAAUAUUCACUCCCUUCCAGUUUGACACUGAAAUUGCAUGGUGUUUUUUGACGGAAACAUCUUCAACAUCAACUUUGUCUUUGUCAGCAUGGCAGAGCCUGGUGUCCGACUUCCUUUGGAGCAGGUGAAAAUGAGCGCUGUCUCUGAUGAACGUGUGGACUUCCUUAGAGAACAGGCCUUCAGUGUUCUACGGGUCAAAACGGACAAGUGGAACCGUUUUAUCGGUCUGGAGGAGAACCAAAGAACCCUCAUUGACUUCCUGGACCAGAGCUGGCGAGAGUAUUUGAUUUUGUUCAUGGGACCGGGAGGAACACUGCAUGCAGGAGAUGAACAGAGCUACUCUUCCUGGAAGACCAAGCAUCUGUGUGUGCUUAAGAAAAGAAAAGGUGUCAUCUCCAAAACCUCAUUUAGAUCCCAGCUCUGGCUCGGAGAGGUUCCUGCGCAACCCAUGGAUUUUGCUCCUGUGAUCAUCUCGCAGUCUGCCUGGCCUCGGGUAGUCGGUCAGGAUGUUUGCAGACACCUUGAGCAUCUGCAAGGUCAAGCAGUCACACUGAGAGGACGAGCUCAAGGUCAAAUCCUUCUGCCCCUGCCGCUGUGUGUGGAAAGAAAAGACCAAGAACAGCUCAGCUCGGAUUUGUGUCUGAUAGACAGGGCAUUAUUGUACUCAAUUGAGACCAUGGUGAUUCAGUGGUGUCAGCUGAUGGGCUCUGUGCUGCAGCAGGACUCUUCUAAGCUCCUGCACGACGGGGACCACCCGGGCCCCACGGUGGAGCUCAGUUUCUGGGCUAAGCAGAAAGCAAAUUUAUUAGGAAUCCAGAAACAGGUGGAAAUGAAGAGCAAUUAUCUGCAGAACCCAAAGGUUGAUCAGGUGCUCGAAAUUUUGCAGAGGAUAAACAGCAGUUAUUACGCUCCUUUCUUCGACAUAAUUCAGAAAGUCAAUCACGCGGUGGUGGAGGCUGAGGACAUAGAUCUGCACUUGCGUACAUUGCGGCGACCCAUAGCUGCAUUUGAAGAACGGAUCUUCACCGAUCUGGAACGUCUGAUCCCCGCUCUGUUUCACACAUUUUCUCUCAUCUGGACACAUUCACGCUUCUACUGUCACCCUACACGCAUUGUCAUUUUGCUUACCGAGUUUUGCAACCUGCUCAUAGAGAAGGCAUCUCUGUAUCUGAUUCCUGAGGAGCUCUUCAAAAUGGAAUUAGAGGAGGGUGUGGAAAGGGUUCGGAAAGCGAUCCAGGUGUUUUGUGCGUUCAAGAGGAGUUUUCGGCAGCACAGGGACAAGCUGACACCCACUGGACCCUACGGCCGCCCAGGACACACAGUCAAACCCUGGGACUUCCCAUCUGAGCUUGUGUUUCAUCGCACUGACUGUAUCAUGAAGAGACUGCACAUGAUCGAGGAGUUGUUUGCCUCAGCUCUUGACUUUCUGAAGUUGGAGCGGGUGGAAUUGGGCGGCUCCAGAGGGAAAAUUCUCAGUGAGAUGGUGUACAGCAUGAAUGACGAAUUCCUGGACAGCUGGAGAACUCUAAGAGAGAGCAAAUAUGAUCCACUCGACUACAACAAUAAAGAGUUUGUGCGUGAUUAUAAUCGAUUAAUGGAACAGUACAGAGAUUUCGAUCAGAGACUGGGAACAGUAAUAAACCUGGCUUUCCAACAUUCUCUGGGCUUAGAGUCUGCUUUUAAGCUCCUGCAGAUCUUUGGUGCUUUGUUGGAGAGGCCGAGGGUUCACCAACUUUUCGCACCAAACUAUAAUCAGCUGGUGGUGAUGUUUCAAGAAGAGGUGGACCUCUGUCAACACAUACUGGACACACAGAGAGAGAAGUUACGGACUGGCUGUCCCAUUCUUGCUAAAAACAUGCCAUAUGUUGCUGGUAACCUCAAAUGGUCUCAAGAACUCAGAGAACGGAUCUUGUCCAGCCGCAGUAAACUCAGCCAGCUUACGCAUAUGCCACUAGACAGUCCUGAAGCAAAGCAGGUGUUGCGGGUGUGUGAAGGUGUACUGGAGGUUCUGGAUCAGCUCGAUGAGGAAAUCUACACUAAUUGGAGCACUGGAUUGGACGAAUUGUGUCACGCCCAUCUGAAUGACCCAUUGCUCUUAUUGGAUAAGGAGAGCAGACUGUACAGCGUGAACUUUAACCCUGCUUUGACAUCGGUAUUAAGGGAAGUUAAGUAUCUUGGAAUUUUGAAGAACGACAACAUUCCCAAGGCAGCUGUGAGUCUGUACUCUAAACGGGAAACACUUCACAUGUACACAAGCACUUUGUCCCAGAUCUGUCAGUGGUACAAUAAGCUACACAGCACAAUUCUCACAGUUGAGCUUCGAUUGGUUGAGUCUGAGCUGGAAGAAGUAAGGCGGACGCUGAGGCCAGCAUUAAAAGAAAUGCAGUGGAGUGAUGAAGACCUUUCUGACUACAUCAAAAGCACAUGUGAUCUGGUGCGUGGUGUUUCAGAGCGUGUGCAGAAGAGCAAGGCCAACCUUGACAAACUACAGGGGCUGAUGGGAGUUUUCAGUCACUCUGCCUGCAUUACACGCAGGACAAGUCGCCAUGGCAACCUGCUGAACCUCGACGAUGUAGAGGAGAAUAUCCAUCGGCAAUACGCUCUUAUCGCACAGACAGGAGAGAAGAUACAUGAGCUUGUGCAGGAUAAUGCUGUUCUGCUUGGUGCAGAUGUACACUCGGAGGCUUGGGAGGCUUACACAGAACACGUGGACAGAACCGUUCUUUCUGGGUUCUGCAGUGCGGUGCGAUGUUCCCUCCAGUACUUAGUCGAAAACACAGAUCCAGCACCCCGCAUCGCUCCUCUGUUCGAAGUUCAGCUGACCUUGACCUCAGACAUGACCUUUUGCCCCUCCCUAGACCUGUCCAAGAAAGGCAACUUCUACGACAUCAUUGACCAGAUGGUGGCAGAUAUUUUUAAAAUGGCUUCUUUCAUGAAAAGAGUGUCCAAGAUCAAACAGUUGGAGACGUAUCAGGCAGACGUAUAUCAGAUACCCGAGUUAGAAGAGUUGGCUCAACUGGUGCGUUGCCGUGCACGCAGGGCCAUCGCCAAAGUCAAAGACUUUCAACAUUCCUUCGAUUCCUAUCGCUACCUUUGGACUGGAGACAGGGCAGAAUUCAUGAGGCAGUUUCUGCUCUAUGGACACGCCCUCUCUGCGGAGGAGGUGGAGCUUUAUGCAGAUUACGAGCUGCGUAAAAACCCACCCAAACUGCAGAACUUCAGAGAGCAGAUCAGUGAGUUUGAGGAUCUUUACAUGAAGGUAGAUGUGUUAGAAGAGAAGAGAGUGUUCUGUGGCUGGUGUCAGGUGGACAUCAAACUUUUCAAAAUCUCUCUCAUGAACAAUAUCAAGAAAUGGAGCUGGAUGUUCAAAGAGCACCUGCUUAACCAUGUCAACGACAGUGUGCAAGAAUUGGCAUCAUUUAUUGAGAAUACAGAGCUUGGGUUGGCAAAGACUGUUACCGACGGGGACUACGGCAAACUGGUGGACAUCAUGGGUCACCUAAUGGCUAUAAGAGACCGUCAGCUUAGCACGGAGCAGCAUUUUAAACCCCUCAAAGCGACUGCAGACCUGCUCAAAACAUACAACCAACAGCUACCAGAGCAUAACUACGAACUGUUGGAGUCACUUCCAGAAACUUGGAAGAACCUUAAAAAGGUGGCAUUUAUAGUAAAACACGAGGUUGCUCCUCUCCAAUCCAACGAAGUUGCGGUCAUCCGCAGGAAAUGCGUACGGUUUGAGAUUAAACAGCAUGAAUUCAGGGAGCAGUUUCGCACCGAGUCGAUCUUCUACAUUAGCCUGGAGGAGCCGUACAAACUCAUCGACAAGUCGAAUCGUGCCGUAGCUCAUUUAGAGAGUGAGAUGUCAAAGCUUCAGCAAACUGCCAAUCUGUUUGAGGUCAGUUUUCCUGACUACAAACAACUCAGACAGUGUCGGUCAGACCUCAUCCUGGUUAAAGCAGUCUGGGAUAUGGUUAUGUUUGUCAAGUCCAGAAUCUCAGACUGGACUAAGACACCAUGGAAGGAGAUCAAUGUGGAGCAAAUGGACAUGGAGCUCCGGAGGUUUGCUAAGCAAAUGAAGACUCUGGAUAAAGAGGUACGUGCGUGGGACGUUUACAACGGUCUGGAAUCCAUCGUGAAGAACAUGUUGACAUCAUUACGAGCCGUAAAUGAGCUUCAAAACCCUGCUGUCAGAGAGAGACACUGGCAACAGCUCAUGCACACAACAGGGGUGAGUUUUGUGAUGGAUGAGAACACAACACUCGGUGAUUUGUUAGAGCUGCAGCUCCACCGUGUGGAAGAGGAAGUGAAGAACAUUGUGGACAAAGCCGUGAAAGAGAUGGGCAUCGAGAAGAUUCUGGGUGAGAUCCAGCAAACAUGGUCUAUGAUGUCUCUGUCGUACGAAACGCACACCAGUACCAGAACACCUCUUCUUAAAGCUGAUGAGAACCUCAUUGAAACCCUGGAGGACAAUCAGGUUCAGCUCCAGAACAUUCUUAUGAGUAAGUAUGUGGAAUAUUUCAUGGUGGAGGUGAGUGGCUGGCAGCGGAAGCUGAUGAUAGCUGAUCUGGUCAUCGGCACAUGGCUGGCGGUCCAGCGCACGUGGGCUCACCUCCAGAGCAUCUUCACAAACUCUGAGGAUAUCCGAAAUCAGCUGGCCCAUGAUGCUGAACAAUUUCAAGGCAUUCACCAGGACUUCCAGGGUUUAAUGGUCAAUGUUGUGGAGACAAAUAAUGUGAUUAAAGUCACAAACAAGCCAGGCUUCUUAGAACAACUUGAAACUCUUCAGCAAAGAUUGUCUGUGUGUGAGAAGGCUCUGGCGGAGUAUUUAGAGACGAAGCGUUUGACAUUUCCGAGGUUUUACUUUGUCUCUGCUACUGACUUGCUGGAAAUUGUUUCCAAGGGAACUCAACCCAGACAGGUGACACGGCACCUGCUGAAGCUCUUUGAUAAUCUUGCUGAUCUCAGCUUUAAAGAGGAAGAUGAAGCUCUGGAAUCAGAAACAACGAUAGCCUUGGGAAUGUACAGCAGAGAGGGAGAGUAUGUGGCAUUCUCACAGCCCUGUGUGUGUGAGGGACAGGCAGAGUCUUGGCUCAAUGCUCUGGAGCAGGCCAUGCGUUCUACUGUUCGCCAGGAGAUCUCAGAAGCUGUGGCAGCUUAUGAAGACAAACCACGAGAUCAGUGGCUCUUUGACUACCCAGCGCAGGUGGCACUGACAGGCAGUCAGAUUUGGUGGGCGACUGAUGUGGGAAUUGCUUUUGACAGGGUGGAAGAGGGUUUUGAAACUGCACUAAAAGACUACAACCGAAAACAGAUCAAUCAGCUGAACUCUCUGAUAAACAUGCUACUUGGUGACCUCACCCCUGGAGACAGACAGAAGAUCAUGACCAUCAGCACCAUCGACGUCCACGCUCGUGACGUAGUCGCCAAACUUAUUUCACAGAAGGUGACCAAUGGGCAGGCGUUUGCAUGGUUGUCGCAGUUGCGCCACCGAUGGGACGAGGCGCAGAAACACUGUUACGUCAACAUCUGCGAUGCACAAUUUCAGUUCUCAUAUGAGUAUCUAGGCAACACCAAUAGACUGGUCAUAACACCGCUGACUGACCGAUGUUACAUCACUUUAACCCAAUCUCUGCACCUCACCAUGAGUGGCGCCACCUCUGGUCCUGCCGGGACUGGCAAGACUGAAACUACCAAAGACUUGGGCCGCUCUCUCGGCAUCAUGGUCUAUGUGUUUAACUGCUCAGAGCAAAUGGACUACAAGUCCAUAGGUAAUAUCUAUAAAGGUUUGGCGCAAACAGGUGUCUGGGGUUGUUUCGAUGAGUUCAACAGGAUCUCGGUGGAGGUUCUGUCUGUGGUUGCCGUACAGGUGAAAACCAUUCAAGAUGCCGUCCGCAACAAGAAACACAGGUUUCACUUCCUAGGGGAGGAGAUAGAGUUGAGGCCAACAGUUGGGAUUUUUAUCACUUUGAAUCCUGGAUACGCAGGGAGAACCGAAUUACCAGAGAACCUCAAAGCGCUCUUCAGGCCGUGUGCGAUGGUGAUACCUGACUACGAGUUAAUCUGUGAGAUCAUGUUGGUGGCUGAAGGUUUUAUUGAUGCACGCCUGCUUGCAAGGAAGUUCAUCAGCCUUUAUACACUUUGCAAAGAGCUGCUCUCCAAACAGGAUCAUUAUGACUGGGGCUUAAGGGCCAUAAAGUCAGUCCUGGUUGUUGCUGGGUCACUUAAGAGGGAGGAGAGAAGCCGUCCUGAAGAGCAGGUGCUGAUGCGUGCACUGCGAGAUUUCAACCUGCCGAAGGUCGUGACGAGCGACGUGCCGAUCUUCCUGGGACUAAUCAGUGAUUUGUUUCCUCUUCUGGACAUCCCACGCAAGAGAGACCACGUGUUGGAGCAAAAUGUACGGCAGUCAGUACUUGAGCUCCACCUGCAGCCUGAAGAGAACUUCAUACUAAAGGUGACCCAGCUAGAGGAGCUGUUGACGGUGAGACACUCUGUUUUUGUAGUGGGUGGAGCCGGGACAGGAAAAAGUCAGAUUCUCAAGACGCUACAUAAGACCUACUCCAACAUGAAACUGAAGCCCAUCUGGACUGACAUCAAUCCCAAAGCUGUCACAACCGAUGAGCUGUUCGGCUUUUUGCACCCAGUCACACGAGAGUGGAAGGAUGGUCUGUGUGUGUGUUUGUGUGUGUGUGUUACAUUAUUGUUUGUUUAUGGGACUGCCGACACAGUGUCAUGUCUGUUUUCCUCCACUAUGAGAGAACUAUCUUCUAUACCACAUGAUGGACCUAAGUGGAUUGUUCUCGAUGGAGACAUCGACCCGAUGUGGAUUGAAUCCCUGAACACCGUCAUGGAUGAUAAUAAGGUACUUACACUGGCCAGUAAUGAACGGAUAUCAUUAACUCCUUCCAUGCGAUUGCUGUUUGAGAUCAGCCAUCUGAAGGCUGCCACACCGGCAACCGUAUCUAGGGCUGGAAUCCUUUACGUGAACCCCCAGGAUCUGGGCUGGAGUUCGUAUGUAACAAGCUGGAUUGACACCCGUCAUGCCCAAUCCGAGCGAGCCAAUCUUACUAUCUUGUUUGAUAAGUAUGUGCCCUACUGUCUGGAACAAAUCAGAUGCAACCUGAAGACAAUUACGCCCAUCCCUGAGUCGAGUAUGGUACAGACCCUGUGUUGCCUGCUGGACUGUUUGUUGACCCAUGAAAAUACCCCUCCUGACUCUCCCCGUGAGCUAUACGAAAUCUACUUUGUGUUUGCAUGCGUCUGGGCCUUUGGAGGGGCUCUGUUCCAGGACCAUCUCAUAGACUACCGGUCAGAGUUUAGUCGUUGGUGGUGUAAGGAAAUGAGAGCCGUGAAGUUUCCAUCGCAGGGCUCAGUGUUUGAUUACUACAUCGACCCAAAGACUAAACGCUUCACCCCUUGGAAUGAACGCACCCCACCCUUUGAGCUGGAGCCCGACAUCCCGAUACAGACAAUGUUGGUGCAUUCUGCGGAGACGAUCUCUCUGACAUACUUCAUCGAGUUGCUCCUGCAGAAGGAGAAGCCAGUAAUGCUGGUGGGAAAUGCUGGUGUGGGCAAAACCAUCUUGGUCUGGGACACUAUCUCCAAACUCAAAGAGGAGUUCAUGGUGGCCAAAGUGCCAUUCAAUUAUUACACGACCUCGGCCAUGUUACAACGUGUGCUGGAGAAACCAUUGGAGAAAAGAGCUGGGCGCAACUUUGCUCCUCCUGGCACUAAAAAGCUUAUCUACUUUGUGGAUGAUUUGAACAUGCCCGAGGUAGAUGCCUAUGGCACUGUCCAACCUCACACCCUUAUUAGACAACACCUGGACUACUCUCACUGGUAUGACCGUCAGAGGUUGGCCCUCAAAGAGAUUCAUAACUGUCAGUACAUUACCUGCAUGAACCCAACCGCAGGAAGCUUCUCCGUCAACCCUAGACUACAGAGGCAUUUCUCUGUGUUUGCUGUGCAUUUCCCUGGUGCGGAGGCUCUAAACACUAUAUACAGCAGCAUCCUGAGCGGUCACUUCCAGCAGGGCGGUUAUAGUUACGGCGUGAGUCGCAUGGUCAGCACACUGGUCCAGGCUGCCAUCUGCCUUCAUCAGAAAAUGAGCCAGAACUUUCUGCCAACUGCAAUUCGCUUUCACUAUAUUUUCAACCUUAGAGACAUCUCCAACAUCUUCCAGGGGAUUCUCUUUGCCCAGCCUGAGAAUAUGCGGUAUCCUAUAGAUCUGGUGCACCUGUGGCUACACGAGUCCUCUCGCGUCUAUUCAGACAAACUCAUGGAGGAGAAAGAUGUCGAGCUGUUUAACAAGAUCCUGCUUGACACGGGCAAGAGAUACUUUGAGGGAAUAGAUGAGUCUAUCUUCAUCAACCAGCCGUUGAUCUACUCUCAUUUCGCUUACGGUGUGGGCGAGCCGCGUUACGCCCAGGUGACCGACAUCGAGAAGCUUCAGAAGACCCUGAUGGAUGCGCUGGAGCAUUACAAUGAGCUGCACUCCGACAUGAACCUGGUGCUGUUUGAGGAAGCAAUGCAACACAUCUGCAGGAUCAGUCGCAUUCUCGAGUGUCCUGUGGGAAAUGCAUUGCUGAUCGGAGUGGGCGGAAGUGGAAAACAAAGUCUCUGUCGACUGGCUGCUUUUCUAAGUGGCCUAGAAGUGUUUCAGAUCACACUGCGCAAGGGCUACGGCAUCAGCGACCUAAGGAGUGAUAUAGCAGCUCUAUACAUAAAAGUGGGAGUGAAAAACAUUGGUACAGUCUUCCUGCACACAGAUGCUCAGAUUCCUGAUGAAAGAUUCUUAGUGCUGAUCAAUGACAUGUUGGCAUCAGGUGAUAUCCCUGACCUAUUUGGUGAGGAGGAGAUAGAUAUGAUCAUCUCCUCUAUCCGCGUGGAGCUUAGGGCAAUGGGCUUGCUGGACACACGUGAAAACUGCUGGAACUUCUUUAUUGACCGCAUACGCAGGCAACUAAAGGUGGUGCUGUGUUUCUCUCCAGUCGGUUUCACUCUUCGCACACGUGCACGAAAGUUUCCUGCUCUCGUGAACUGCACCGCCAUCGACUGGUUUCAUCCUUGGCCCCAGCAUGCACUACAGUCUGUCAGCAGCACUUUCAUACAAAAUAUCCCUGACCUAGAGCCAGCGGUGCGAGCGUCCAUCAGUGACUUUAUCUCAUUCGCUCACACUUGUGUAAAUGAGGUGAGCGUAAAGUACCAGCAGAAUGAAAAGCGCUUCAACUACACCACACCCAAGAGCUUCCUGGAGUUCAUGAAGCUCUACGACAACCUGCUGGGGACAAAAAGAAGAGAACUCAUCCAGAAGAUGGAGCGCUUGGAGAACGGCCUGCAGAAAUUACUGACCACAGCAUCGCAGGUGGAGGAUUUAAAGGCUAAAUUGGCCACACAGGAAGUGGAGUUACAGCUGCGGAACACAGACACUGAAGCUCUCAUCGCUAAAAUUGGCCAGCAGAGCGAGAAAUUCAGUCAUGAGAGAAGUGUAGCCGAUGCGGAGGAACAGAGAGUAGAAGCGAUUCAAGCUGAGGUGACAAAGCAGCAACAGGAAACUGAAGCAGACCUGGCAAAGGCCCAACCAGCGUUACAGGCGGCUAAUGCAGCACUCAACACACUAAACAGGCUGAAUCUAACCGAGUUGCGGACUUUUCCGAACCCUCCCGUCAUCGUGACUAACGUUUCUGCCGCUGUGCUGGUUCUUCUGGCCCCUAGCGGCCGGAUCCCUAAAGAUCGAAGCUGGAAGGCAGCUAAAGUCGUCAUGAGCAAAGUGGAUGAUUUUCUGCAGGCGCUGGUUAAUUUUGAUAAAGAGCACAUCCCUGAAGCUACAGUGCGGGUGAUUAAAGACGAGUAUCUGAGCGAUCCUGACUUCAACCCCGAGUUUGUGCGUCUAAAAUCAUCUGCAGCGGCCGGGCUUUGUGCCUGGGUCAUCAACAUCAUCCGUUUCCACGAGGUCUUCUGUGAGGUAGAUUUGAAGAGGAUGUGUCUGUCUCAAGCAAAUGCGGAUCUGAUCGAGGCUGCAGAGAAACUGGAGAUCAUCAGAAAGAAACUGGCUGAGUUGGACAGCAACUUGGACAUGCUAAAGGCAGCGUUUGAAAAAGCCACAUCAGAGAAACUGCGCUGUCAGGACGAGGUGAACCGCACCAAUACAACCAUUCACCUGGCCAACCGCUUGGUCAAAGGCUUGGAGUCAGAAAAUGUGCGCUGGGUUCACGCUGUAGCUCAGUACAGAGAGCAGGAGUCGACUCUGUGUGGAGACGUUCUCCUCACUGCAGCCUUCAUCUCAUACGCUGGAUCCUUCUCAAAGAGAUACAGACAUGAGCUACUGCACAACCUCUGGAUGCCUUACCUGCGCUCCCAGAAGGUGCCCAUUCCCAUGACUGAGGGAUUAGAUCCCAUUUCCAUGCUAACAGAUGAUGCCACAAUAGCUAAGUGGAAUAACGAGGGCCUGCCAGGUGAUAAGAUGUCCACCCAGAACGCCACUAUACUGACCAACUGUGAGCGUUGGCCUCUGCUCAUCGACCCUCAGCUACAGGGCAUCAAGUGGCUCAGGAGUCACUAUGGCAGCAACCUCAGAGUCAUUAACCUCGGUCAGAAAGGGUACGUGGAUGUAAUUGAACAAGCAGUGGUCUCUGGAGAACCCGUAUUGAUCGAGAAUCUAGAGGAGACAGUUGAACCAGUUAUUGAUCCACUGCUGAGUCGACAAACCAUCAAGAAGGGCAGAUGUAUUAAAGUUGGGGAUAAGGAGUGUUACUUCCAUCCAGACUUCCGUCUGCUUCUGCACACCAAGCUGGCAAACCCUCACUAUAAACCUGAGAUCCAGGCCCAGACCACUCUCAUCAACUUCACUGUGACCCGCGACGGGCUCGAGGACCAGCUGCUCGCAGAGGUGGUCAGCCUGGAGAGACCCGAUCUGGAGCACCUAAAGUCAGAGUUGACAAAACAGCAGAACACAUUUAAGAUCGAGUUAAAACAGCUGGAGGAUGAGUUACUGACGCGUCUCUCUGCGGCCGAGAGUAACUUCCUAGGGGACGACGUUCUGGUGGAGAAACUGGAAAGCACCAAACAUACAGCUGCAGAGAUUGAGAUGAAGGUGUUGGAAGCAAAGGUUAAUGAGGUGAAGAUAAAUGAGGCUCGUGAACACUACCGGCCCGUGGCUGUCAGAGCGUCUCUCCUGUACUUUAUCAUCAACGACCUAAACAAGAUCAACCCCAUGUACCAGUUUUCCCUCAAGGCGUUUAAUGUCGUGUUUCACAAGGCUGUGCAGAGUGCAGAUGUCUGUUCUGAUGUCAAGACCCGCGUGAACACACUGAUAGAUUGUAUCACAUUCUCUACAUUUAAUUACAUCAACAGAGGCUUGUUUGAGAGAGACAAGCUCACCUUUGCUGCACAACUUACAUUUCAGUUGUUGUUAAUGAGUAAAGAGGUGGACCCUCGGGAGCUGGACUUCCUGCUGCGCUUCAACAUUGACCACAGUUACAUCAGCCCACUGGACUUUCUGUCCAACGCUGCAUGGAGUGCCGUUAAAACUAUGAGCUUCACAGAUGAGUUUCGUGGCCUGGAUCGGGAUAUAGAGGGUUCUCCCAAACGGUGGAAGAAAGUGGUGGAGUCUGAAUGCCCAGAGAAAGAAAAACUACCACAGGAAUGGAAGAACAAAAGCUCGCUACAGAAGCUCAUCCUCAUGAGAGCUUUUCGACCUGACAGGAUGACAUACGCCGUCCGGAACUUUGUGGAAGAGAAACUGGGCGUGCAGUACACAGAGGGGAGGAAGAUGGAGUUUGCACGAUCAUUUAAAGAGUGUGGUCCUGCCUCUCCCGUCUUCUUCAUCUUGUCACCAGGAGUGGACCCACUUAAAGAUGUCGAGUCCCUGGGUAAGAAACUGGGUUUCACUAUAGACCUUGGGAAGCUCCAUAAUGUGUCCCUAGGACAGGGCCAGGAAUCUGUGGCCGAACUCGCCAUGGAAAAGGCUUCACAUGAGGGCCACUGGGUCAUUCUACAGAACAUCCACCUGGUGGCCAAGUGGCUUGGCAGUCUGGAAAAGCUCCUAGAACGUUGCUCCGAGAACAGUCACCAAGACUACCGGGUGUUCAUGAGCGCGGAACCUUCUCCGACCCCACAGGAACACAUCAUUCCGCAGGGCAUUCUGGAAAAUUCCAUUAAGAUCACUAAUGAGCCGCCAACGGGUAUGCUGGCCAACUUACACGCUGCUUUGGACAACUUUGAUCAGGACAUCCUGGAUCAGUGUUCCCGUGAGCAGGAGUUCAAGACCAUCCUGUUCUCGCUGUGUUAUUUCCAUGCGUGUGUAGCGGAAAGAAGGAAAUUUGGCCCCCAGGGGUGGAACAGAAAGUACCCUUUCAACACAGGAGACCUCACCAUUUCAGUCAACGUCCUCUAUAACUACCUGGAAGCAAACUCACAGGUACCAUGGGAGGACCUGCGCUAUCUGUUUGGUGAGAUCAUGUAUGGUGGGCACAUUACUGAUGACUGGGACAGAAGAUUGUGCAGAACUUACCUGGAAGAGUACAUGCAACCUAACCAGUUUGACCGAAAGUUGUCGCUGGCCCCAGGAUUUGUUGUUCCUUCCAACCUGGAUUAUCAAGGUUACCAUGCUUACAUAGAUGAGAUGCUUCCCCACGAAAGCCCAGUGCAUUACGGGUUGCAUCCGAAUGCCGAGAUCGAAUUUUUAACCGUGACGUCAGACAGCCUCUUCCACACCCUGCUGGAGCUGCAGUCCAGAGACUCCGGCAUGGGCGAAGGAUCCUCACAUACUACAGAAGAGAAGGUGAAGACGAUCUUGGAUGACAUCCUGGAGAAAUUACCGGAAGAGUACAACAUGUCCGACAUCACGUCCAAAACAGCCGAACGUUCGCCUUACAUUCUAGUCUGCCUCCAGGAGUGCGAGCGUAUGAACAUGCUCAUUCAUGAAAUAAGACGUUCGCUCAAAGAAUUGGAUCUGGGGUUGAAGGGAGAGCUGGCGAUAUCAUCAGAGAUGGAGCAGAUACAAACAGCUUUGUUUUUCGAUAAUGUUCCUGAUACCUGGGCCAGGCUAGCCUACCCCUCUACAUACAGUCUUGCUCAAUGGUAUAAUGAUGUGUUGCUUCGCUGUAGAGAGUUGGACAGUUGGACUCAGGAUCUGUCUCUGCCUAGUGUGGUCUGGAUCUCUGGUUUAUUUAACCCUCAGUCUUUUCUAACAGCUGUAAUGCAGAGUUUAGCACGUAAGAACGAAUGGCCGCUUGACAAAAUGAACCUCACGGUGGAUGUUACCAAAAAGUUUAAAGAGGAAUUUAACCAACCUGCCAGAGAGGGAGCUUACAUCUACGGCCUUUACAUGGAGGGUGCACGCUGGGAUAUUCAGGGUGGAACGAUUGCAGAGGCUCGACUUAAGGAUUUAACACCCAGCAUGCCUGUUAUAGCCGUGAGAGCCGUCCCGAACGACCGUCAGGAGACGCGCAACACCUACGAAUGCCCCGUCUAUAAAACCAAACUACGUGCUAACACGUAUGUCUGGACCUUCAGUCUUAAAACCAGAGAGAGACCAGCGAAAUGGGUUCUUGCAGGUGUCGCCCUGCUGCUUAGUGUUUGAGACUGAAGACUACUGUAGUGAUGUGA
This is a messenger RNA of Paramisgurnus dabryanus, 14019 nucleotides long. The record is from RefSeq and is a predicted model, not a curated record. Lineage: Eukaryota; Metazoa; Chordata; Actinopteri; Cypriniformes; Cobitidae.